CGGGAGGCGCUCGCCGUUGAUAUGUCUGUCACGUUCGUCGCGUGGAAGCCUGAAUCAGCGAAUAAGGAAGCCGCUUCCAGGGAGCCUGGCUCUUCAGCAUGGCAGGUCAAGGCAGAGCAUCGGGAGGACCUUCAAGUAGAGGACGCUCCCCACCAGGACACUCUGAUAUCCCGAUUGCGGAUGAAGACCGGCUGCGUCUGCUCAUCUCGAAGUGUUACGAUGACGGAAUAUUGCCGGAGAAAUUCAAACAUGACGAGUGGAAAGUGGAAGCGGGAGUCAAUACGUUUGUUGUCACUCCGCGUCUUGAUGAAUUGACUACCUCGUGGUUGAGGGAAAGGACCGUCACUGUAAUCUUUCAAGGCGCAGCAAGAGAUCUUCCGAUGAAAGUGAGGGAAGAUUUGAUCAGGGCUUACGAAAAUGGAUGGUAUAGACAACGAAUCUUUGACUGCAACAUCAAAAGAGGUAGGGUGCACGCCGAAGGUCCUAAUGUGGUCUCCUACGUGGCCAAAUCAAGGGAGGCCGCCCAAUGGAUGAUCGCAAAAGCAGAGGACGGUGUGGUGAUCAGAGGAGUGGAGUACGGCAUGCUGUUUAAACCGUGGCUUACGAGGAUAGAAUUGGAGGAGAGAAAGCGUCGGGAAGAUGAGACAAAGUUUUGGGUGAUGGCGAUCCGAGUCCCUCUACGGGCGAUGUUCCAUGUGGAGAGCAUGGUUGAGACCUCCAUGGGUCACGUGAUCAAUAGCUUACCUCCGGAGCAAGAUAAGACGAGACUGAAGCUGAUGAACCUAAAAUUUGAAUUAGUCAAAGAGGCGGAGGACAAUUUCGAGGCUGAGUUACUGAUUCGCCUCGGUAGGGAGGUGUUGCAGAUUAAAUUCCGGACAAAGGUCGCCCGAGAGCAGACGAAGAAGAAGCUGAAGGUGUCAGCGGAUCAAGAUGAGGGGACGUUUCCUCGACCGAAAUCAGAGGCCGCUGGACGACUGACAUAUCAGAACAGCGUCAAGGGAAUUCUUACCCGCAGAGGAAGUCCGCCCACAAGCAGCAACCUGAGGAGGAGGCAUUGGGAGAAUACAGGACGUGAGACUCCAAGCUGGAUCGCAGAGCGGUGCUCGAAGCAGUCGUCUGACCACGUCCUAGGGCGCAAGAGCAAUUGGACUGGCAGGUCAAGAUCCGGCCAGAGGAGGAACUGCGAGGGAAAUCGCAAGACCGCUCGGUCCUAGACCGGAUUCUGCUCAGCAACAAGGUCUACCUCCUGGCCUACCGCCUCAGAUGUUCAAUGGAGGUUAUCAACCUUACCUAGCACCGUGGGGAUCGAUGGACUGGCAAGGGAUGGGAUUUCAAACGUAUAAUCCAGCCAUGGCAAUGGGUCAAAUGCAAUAUCAGAACGCCUACGGUUCGGUCAAGGGGUGAACUACGUCGCUCACGGAGCGGGUGGGAGCGAAGCAGUUUCGAAAAGCAGAGGCAGAUAGAGGCAAGGUGGCUAUUCAAGAAGGGAGGAAGAACAGGUGUCGCCACAAGCUCGCGUGGUGACGCUGAUAGAGGAGAGAGAUGGUUCAAAUGAGAAUCCUUUGCCUUCCCCCCAAGGCUCAGCUCAGGCUGCUUCUGAAAUGAAAGAUUCUCCAGGUC
Molecule: messenger RNA, 1620 nt
Organism: Chara braunii
Lineage: Eukaryota; Viridiplantae; Streptophyta; Charophyceae; Charales; Characeae
Source: the annotation of a GenBank genome assembly